AAAUAUAUCUGCGACUAGUAGUACUGUGUGUGAACGGAAAACAAUGAGCUGGAGAAGAGUUGGGAAAUCUUUUCAGGCACUGUCAGCUCACACCUUGCUUUUGUGUUUCACUGUUUUGCUGGUUCUCAAGCUCGAUCACGUCGUCGAUUACUCCUGGUGGAUUGUAUUCUUCCCUCUAUGGCUGUUUCAUGUUGUUGUUGCCCGAGGAAGAUUCUCCCUACCCGCUCCAUCAGUUCCCCAUGAUCGCAAUUGGGCACCAUGUCAUGCUGUUGUUGCGAUACCUUUGCUUAUAGCAUUCGAACUACUUCUUUGUAUACAUCUCGAGAGCAUAUAUGUCAUCCAUUCUGCAGCGGUGAAUUUGAAAAUUGUCUUUCUUCCCUUGUUAGCAUUUGAAUUAAUUAUUCUCAUUGACAACUUCAGAAUGUGUAAGGCGUUAUUACCUGGAGAUGAUGAAAGCAUGAAUGACGAGGCAAUAUGGGAAACACUUCCUCAUUUCUGGGUGGCGAUCUCCAUGGUUUUCUUUGUUGCUGCUACAGUGUUCACCCUUCUGAAGUUGUGUGGUAUGAAUGUGGCUGAAAUGAAGUCUGCUAUCGAGACUUUAUUUUAUUAUCUUGAUCAAAAGAAAAAAAGAGAGACUUUAGUUCGUUAUAGUAACUACUUAUUGUUUUGUAGGUAUAAUACUUUUUGUGGUUAUCCACCUGAAAUAGUCAAGAAAAUGCCCAAGAAGGAUCUUGCUGAGGAGGUUUGGAGACUUCAAGCAGCUCUGGGUGAGCAAGCAGAAAUCACUAAAUUGAGCCAGCAGGAAUAUGAAAGACUUCAGAAUGAAAAAGUUUUAUGUAGGGUUUGUUUUGAAGGAGAGAUUAGUACGGUGCUACUCCCUUGCAGGCAUCGCGUCCUUUGCAGUACCUGCUGUGAAAAAUGUAAGAGAUGCCCUAUCUGCCGUGUCUUUAUUGAGGAGCGCUUGCCUGUAUAUGAUGUAUAAAUCCAUCAAAUCAAGUUACUGCCUUCUUGAGUUGGAAGUCCUUACAAAAUGUCAGAUAUGAUACAUGACAAGGUAGUUAAUAGUUUCUCUAAUGAAUUUUGGGCAGUUCGUUUUGCUUUGACUGAACUAACAACAUUAGGUAGGGCAUAGUUGGAUUGCAGUUGUUAUUCUCAUGCUGUGAUCUUCUGUAAAUGUAUGUCCUUUUUAAUGAAGGAAGCUGUAAAUAUUACAAUAUAUGCCUUUUCUCAGUUUUUCUUUUUC
Molecule: messenger RNA, 1243 nt
Organism: Nicotiana tabacum (common tobacco)
Lineage: Eukaryota; Viridiplantae; Streptophyta; Magnoliopsida; Solanales; Solanaceae
Source: RefSeq, a predicted model, not a curated record